GUUAAUGUUCGUGAAGAAAUUGAAGAGUUUUUUCCAAGAAUGUGGAAGAUAAAUCAAGAUAAAAGAAGGCUAAUGAAAAGUAUUAAAGAUCAGAAAAUUAAAAUUGAAUGGGGGAAAAAAUUGAACAGAAGAUUGGUCAGAUAGAAGCACUUGAAUAUUUUUUUAAGGCUAUAAUGAAUUGUUUGAAUUGGGGAAGAAUACACGAAGUAUGAAAAAUGAAAAACUCAAUGAAGAAUGAAGAAAAGUAGAAAGCAAGAGUGAAGUAGAAUUAAAAGAAUCUGGAAGAAUGAAUGGGUCCUAGGUUAAGUAAAUGAGUCUCGCUCCCAGUCAAAAUCUCCAGCUGGGAGUCCUGCUCGUGUAAAAUCGGAGAGCAGGUCAGGAUCUCGCAGUCCAUCGAGGGCUUCCAAACAUUCUGAAUCACACUCGAGGUCAAGAUCAAAAUCAAGAUCCAGGUCCAGAAGACAUUCGCACAGACGUUACACUCGUUCCAGAUCCCAUUCUCAUUCCCAUAGGAGACGUUCUCGAAGCAGAUCGUACACCCCAGAGUACCGUCGUCGAAGGAGCCGUAGUCAUUCUCCUAUGUCCAACAGGAGAAGGCACACUGGCAGCAGAGCUAAUCCAGAUCCCAAUACCUGUCUUGGAGUGUUUGGUCUCAGUUUGUAUACCACUGAGAGAGAUUUGCGUGAAGUCUUCUCCCGCUAUGGACCUUUGACUGGUGUCAAUGUGGUUUAUGAUCAACGGACUGGGCGAUCAAGAGGAUUUGCUUUUGUUUAUUUUGAGAGAAUUGACGAUUCUAAAGAGGCGAUGGAGCAUGCAAAUGGAAUGGAGCUGGAUGGCAGGAGGAUUCGGGUGGAUUACUCGAUCACCAAGAGAGCACAUACACCCACCCCAGGCAUCUACAUGGGCAGGCCAACACACAGUGGAGGAGGUGGUGGCGGUGGAGCUGGUCGUCGCCGGGACUCAUAUUAUGAUAGGGGCUAUGACAGAGGAUAUGACAGAUAUGAAGAAUAUGACUACAGAUACAGGAGACGAUCACCAUCGCCUUACUAUAGUCGAUACCGAUCACGAUCAAGAUCCCGUUCCUAUAGUCCAAGGCGCUACUGAAGGUCAGAAGAGUUCCAGUUGAGGACUUGAUUUUUAAAUACAAAGUUCAGAUCUCUAGCUUCCCUACUGCUUUCCCUUCUAUCCUCCCUUUCUUGUCCUCUUUCCAGCUCUUUCACAAGUCUUUGGUUCAUUUAGAAUAUACAUGUUUUCAGUUGAAGUAUUCCUAUUUUUCAUCCCUCCUUAUUGUAAUACUCUUAAAUAUUGUAAUUGUUGUAGUUUUUGUGUAGUAAAACAUCUUGAGCAAAAUGAAAUAAAGAACCCAAAGUGCUGAUACAUUUUGGAAGUCAUUCCUAUUUGGUUUUUAAAACAGUUGCACUCCUGACUAAUCAGAAGAGAGCAUUGAUAUUUUUAAAGCGUGCAUGUCAUGUAUUAUACACACUCAGAUACUUUAACAUAAAUCUGCAUUUCCAAGUAACUUGUUAAUCUUUCUGUUAAAAUGUUUACCUAUUACUUUGAUAAACAAGUAAUGACUUUGAGCCUUUUCUGUAAUGAGAAAUUUGCUUAGAUAGUCAUGAACCAGAGGAAUUUUUUUUUUAUUAUUAUUAUUUUUUUUGGUCAAGUAGUUGCUUUGAGAGUAGACUAUUUGAGCUAGAGAAAAAUUUGGUACUUGACUGGCUGGGAGAAUAGAUCCUUGUACACUCAAAAAUUAAGGCUGUGUUUUAUAGAAAAAAGUUUCUGGAUUGCUACACAGUGGAUUACAAAUGAAGUUAAAACUGUUGAAAUCCUGGGGUUUUCAUUGUACUUGGUUGGAUAUUUCCCCUUAAUUGGUGCAGGAGAAAAAAUAUUUAUUGAACAUAGCAAUUAGUUGUAUAAUUUGCUGUUCAUUAAAAAAAAUUACUGACUUUUUGGUAUUGCAAUAAUGAUUGAAAAAGUUUUGUUUCAAGUCCUUUUUGGAAUUUUGAAAGUACGGAUGGAAAAACCUACAACUACAUGUAAACCUUUUUUCUUCCUCAGUAAAAGUUAAGUCCACUGAUA
Lepidothrix coronata (blue-crowned manakin) is the source of this 2079-nucleotide messenger RNA. It is a transcript of the gene TRA2A, whose product is annotated as transformer 2 alpha homolog. Gene Ontology annotation, cellular component: spliceosomal complex. The transcript is spliced from 8 exons. Gene Ontology annotation, molecular function: RNA binding. Lineage: Eukaryota; Metazoa; Chordata; Aves; Passeriformes; Pipridae. The record is from RefSeq and is a predicted model, not a curated record. The coding region runs from base 580 to 1104 and encodes 174 amino acids. Gene Ontology annotation, biological process: positive regulation of mRNA splicing, via spliceosome.